AUAAGCUAACCUUAGACUGGUUGGAAUCCUACAGAGCUGCCUCCGGUGUUUCAAUUGCAAUCACCCUCCUCAACGUCGUUAUCAACAUUGUCGAGAUCAUCCUAAUCGCCACGAGUCGCAUGCCUCCGGGGCUGUAUCUGACGGGCGCGUGUCUCAAAUCUGCCAUUUGGGGCGCUAUCUUCCUCCCAAAUCUGUUCGCAGAGGCAAUAGUCUCCGCGGUAUUGAUUCUAUUCCUAUUUGGAACCUCUUUCAUGCAACUCAUCUAUGGUGCCAUUCUCGUGCACCGCCAGCGAAAGGGAACAUUAAUGGUCGGGUUCUACACGCCUCCCGAUCACUCGGUAGGCUUGCCUGAGGGCCCCGUGUACGGUGGUGCGGAACCGCAAGACCGUUACUUCCGGCCAUCGACGGCCGCCAGCUCUGAAUACAAGUCGCCGCUAUCAUCGCCGUCAGUAGCUUCCCCUCAAUUCGGAUUCGCCCCCGCAGCUUAUGCCCCGCCUGGAUCCUACGAGCUUGACGGUCGCGCGCGCCAUUUCUAAGGGGAUAUUUAUGAUGAAUGUUACCAUUGGUGGGUGUAUCAAAGAUACAAGCCGGUGGCAGUGGCAGUGUCGGUGGAAGAGGCGUCUGCUUAUUUCGUGCACGCAAACAAGCAUUGGAUACAAUUCAACCACUGCCCAACUAUAGCGGUGAUACCCACAGAUA
Molecule: messenger RNA, 699 nt
Organism: Hypoxylon trugodes
Lineage: Eukaryota; Fungi; Ascomycota; Sordariomycetes; Xylariales; Hypoxylaceae
Exons: 2
Coding region: 120-536 (138 amino acids)
Source: RefSeq, a predicted model, not a curated record